This is a messenger RNA of Parasteatoda tepidariorum (common house spider), 3654 nucleotides long. RefSeq lists its product as uncharacterized. The record is from RefSeq and is a predicted model, not a curated record. Gene Ontology annotation, molecular function: protein binding. NCBI's taxonomy places the organism in Eukaryota, Metazoa, Arthropoda, Arachnida, Araneae, Theridiidae. Gene Ontology annotation, biological process: cell surface receptor protein tyrosine kinase signaling pathway; intracellular signal transduction.
UGUGCGUAAUCGGACACUCCCAUUUGUUUUUAAUUUUCCCCGUCAAAACUGAUCAAAGGAUCAACAGAAAAGCAUGACUUUUUUAACUUAUGGUUUUGACAGCAUUAAUUUUUAGCUUUUUAAUCUUUUCAUCCUUAUUGAAUUUUCAAACAUCUUUCAUGACGAUAUUUUCUCGUUCCUUGUGAUAUUGUUUUAUUUUCUUGUUUCCUGAUAUCACCUUUAAUGAAUUUGGUGACAGUAUUUUUAAUGUCACGUAAGUGAUUUGUUAUAUUACAAUGUCUUCGAAAAUAAGCCUCCCUCACCAUUCAUUUGUGGCUUCUUGGAAGGAAGAAAAAGUUAUAAAAUGGCUUAAAAAAGUAAACUUGGAUGAAUGCAUUCCGUCUUUUGAAAUUCGACAUAUUGAUGGAGCUAAACUUUUAGAAUUAACUGAACAAAAGUUAUUUACAUAUCAGGAUAUGAAAAUCAAGCAUAGAAAACAAAUAGCGAAAUGUGUUCAAGAAUGUAAAUCACAAGCUUCAAAUGCAAAAAGAAUUGCAAAAAAUUUAAAGCAUGGACAAGGAAGCUCUCAUUCCCAUUCAUCUGAAACAAACGGGAAUUAUGACAGCGAAGAUGACUUUGAUGAUUGGGGUAGUGAUUUUGAAGACAGUGAUGAUGAAGUAGUUAGUGAAGAAUCUCUUGAAGUUAACAAUAAUAGUAUUAUUCCACCAUCACCAGAGUGUGAAAGCAAAUCUAGUGGAAGCUCUCCUAUUCAUGAAAUUCCGAGAGAAAAAACCAUUCCAAAACCUCCAGAUAUUUCAAUUGUUCCUAAAUCUGUUGCUGAAUCAAUAAUCACAAGGAAUUCAAAUCAAACAACUUGUGUUUCUAGACCACCUCUUAAAAGACCACCCAGUCAACCUCCACCACCACCAGUCUCUCAGGUACUUAGUCAAGAAGAACCUCAAGAAGAUUAUGAAAUUCCAAUUGUUUCAUCUUCAGCUUCUGUCAACGUUUCUAGUUUAUCUCUUCAGCAAAAUACUGUAAAUCAAACGACUGUGAUUGAAACUUAUGAAAUUGUUGAAGCGCCUGAAGAAAACUAUGAAAUUGUUGAUCCUCCUAUGAAUUCAUCAAUUAUGUCAGAGAAACCACUUUUACCACCAAGGCAUAUAAAAUGUCCUGGUAGUGUUUCACCUCCUCCACUGCCCCAAAAACCCUUAAAACUGAAAGAAAACUUACUUGGUAAUGAAAGAAUAGAUGGUGUAAAGACAUUUUGCCGUCCUAAGCUUCCAAUCAAACCAAACAAUGAUUAUCCUGCUGAAUCAAGUCCUCCCACAACGUCCCCUAAUAUAGGCUUUAUAAGUUCUUUGAUGGGAAGAAGAUCAAGCACUCCUACAUCUUCUCCUAAGACUCAACACAAAGGAAAUGUUGAUAAUUUUUCCACUAGUCCAUCUAAUAUGAAAUUUUUGAGUGGAAGUCAUUCUUCAUUGUCUUCAUCGUCUGAUAAAGAUGGGGAUGUAAAGAAGACUAUGCCUUUACCACCUCUACCACCACGGUCUGUUUUGAAUGCCUUAGAAGAGACAGCUCAAAAUAUGGCAACAAGACCAUUACCUCCUGUGCCUACAUCUAAAUCAGAUGAUAAACUUAAUGAAAUUUUAGAGCAAGAUAUUCAAAGUUAUCCAUGGUUUCAUGAAAUUGAACGUGAAUAUGCAGAAACAGCUGUCAAAAAACUAAAUGAGCCUGGUUCUUUUGUUGUAAGACCCAGUAAACGAGCUGGAAAGGAGAACCCAUACAGUCUAACAGUCUUACAUGAAAGUAAACUUUUCCACCUCAAUGUUCGGCAAAGAUCUGACAAUACUUAUGCACUAGGUAAAGAGAAAGAAAAAGAGAAGACUUUUUCUACAGUAGCAGAAUUAAUUGUUUACCAUCAAAAUGAACCAAUUUUACUUAAGAAUCGUGGCGAACCAGCAGGAAAAACCAAAUUAUGUAAAUAUCCAGAGAAAACAUAAGCUGUUGAUGUUUAUUUUAUUAUUGAAUGCAUUUAUUUAUAUUUUUUGUGAAUUCCAGAAUUAGUCUCUAAAUGUUGAAUGUUGCCUCACUAUGUUACGGUAAGAAUUUUAAUAAAGUGAGAAAAAUUCCUAUUUUUUACAAAACCUAUAUAAAUUUAUUGGAUUUCAUUGCGAUUAUUAUUCAUGUACAAGUUAAUUAAAGUGAAAUAUAUUUUUACUAAGAAGGCACUGAACACUUUUAUCUGCAUAUUAAAAUAUUUCAUAUUUUUAGAAUUUUGGAAACUUUAUACGAGUUGUUACAAUUGAAAAUUCUAUAUACAUUGUUAGAUUUAGAGAUCUAUUUAUAAGUUAAAUGGUGUUGUAAAAAAUUUACAUUUAAGUUUUUCUCCUUCAUUUGAUUUUCACUCAUCUAAUGAACUGUUUUAUUUGACACUAAUUUAAGUAUGUUGUUAUGUACAAUAAGAAAAUUUCUUAGCUACUUAGUAAUUGCAGAAUUAAUUAGAACUUAGGUAUUCAUAAAUUCUUUUUAUGAGCUUUAACAUGGUUUUCUGUAAUAAUGCACAAUGUUCAGAAAUUUCAUAUAUAUUUAUAAAGAAAAGAAAAAUUUAAACGGCUUUCAAGACCCAUAUUCCAUCUAUGUUUUCAAUAUUCAUUCUUAUUUGUUAUAUAUUUUAAUAUUUAUUUCAUCUUGUAUGCUAAAUAUUUUAAUCAUAAAAAAUCACCUAUGAGAUUGUUAGUCAUAGUACAUAUGACUUGAAAAUUAUUUGCUUUCUACUAAGUUAUUAAAAAUAUUAGUUUAUUAUUUAACUUCUAAUAAAAUGUGGAGGUCAGCUAAAUUGAGAUCAAGGCCUCUGUUUUCAUCAAAAUAACAGUUUAUGCAUAGCUGAUCACUUUGUAAUUUAUGCAUAGCUAAUCACUUUGUAUACAUAAAUGAAAUGCAUGAUAUAGAUUUUAUUUAUACUUUUUUCAAUUAAAAAAUGACUUAAAUUUACUUAUAAUGAUUUUAGUUCUUUAAACAAAAUGCAUUGAUGAAGAUGAUUUUUGCAGAUGUUGCAAUUUUAUCAAUAUUUUCAGGUUUUUGUUUGUGCUAGAGCUUUAUUCAAUGAUUUUAUAUAUUUGACAAAAGUUGUAUUAUUUUAAUUUUUAUGAAUGUUAAAAAUAAAUGUUUUAUUUGAAACUUUAAAUACAUUCCAAACUUUUGCUUUUCUCAGGAGUUGUGAACAUGACAGUAUUUUUUUUGUUGUAUAUUUGUGAAUAAGAAAGCUUAUGGUUUAAAAAAAUAUUUAACGUAAUUAACUUAUUCAAAUUUCAAUACAUCCUUUAAACUAAAAAGUAUAUUGAUGUUUCAAUAUUCUUUCUAAUUUUACCUAGUCUUUAUGAACUAAUUAUUCCUGAUUUAUUUUUAUUUAUGAGGAAUUUCUUUCAUAUGUUUUUAAUCAUAUAUAAGAAGUAGAUAUAUUUUUAUAUCAAACAGUUUAAUAAAAUCAUGACUGCCUUCAAUAAGAGAGAACAUUUUGGAUGCAAAUAUUUCUGUAAAUUGUUUACAAAAUAUGCAAAUUUCAUGUUUUUACAAGAAAAUUGAGUCAUUGAUCUUAUUGCAAUGAUCAAUAACUAUUUCAAAAUGUAUUUCAAAAUUUUUUAUGAAUAAAACUGAGCAAUAAUAUUUUGAUAA